CGACAUCGGAACCGACGUUGCCAACGAAUCCAGAGAAGAGCCGAGGAGACGAGCGAAAAGGCCACGUUUUCUUCUCCCCGUCGUCGCGGUGACAGCUUCAUCUAUGGAACCUCUCUUCUUGCCCUCCCUCUGUUCCCCAUGUAACACCUUCCCGACGAUCUCGUUUCCGGCCCCACAACCUUCUUCUUGGCCGGUCGGAGCUCCUCGGAACUAAUUAUUCCUUUCACAUCAAAUCCGUGUCGUUGCGUGUGAAUUCGUUGAGGCAUGAGAGGUGCGAAGUUUCCAUCUUCGCCUCGUCUUAUCGGAUUGUGAUGACAUUGGAUCGUUGGGUCAUUGAGUGGGUGUUUUUCUUUUUUGUUGGAUGUUCUUUAUUUGUUUCGACGGGUAAUGGAGACUUGAUAGGUUUUGAUUUAGCGCGACGGAAGAAUCGGAUGCUUUUGAUAGGUUUUUUGUGUCAUUCUCCACUACGUGAAAUUGGGGUUCUGUCAAUCCGUCGGUCUCUUGCAGUUUGUCUGGAAGCUUUUGCAUACAUCAUGAUCAAGUGCAUAUAUUUAGUUCUCCUUGUUGUUGUUGUUUGGGUUUGUCCGAGGGCCUAGUUUAUGCCGGACUUCGGGUGGGGGUGCAGUAGGGCGGUGGUUGGGGCUUUGUUGAAGCCUUAUGAUGGAAGGUGGUCAUGCAUUUGGAAAGCUUCCCGAUCAUCUCCUUACAGAAAUUUUUGUCCGCGUACCGAUCUGUGAGUGGUCUCAGAUCUCAUGUGUCAACAAACACCGUGCUGAGAUGUUUCGAGGGGAGAGUUUGUGGCAAACUGCUAUCAUCAGGACCUGGCCUUUUGCUGUUCAAAGGGCACGAUGGCCUGGACCCAUUCCUCGUGGUUUUGGUAUAAGCCUUUCUCUUCCCAGCAAUUACAGGGACUCGGCCACUAUAUGGCAGUUCGCCUCCUAUCAGUUUAUUGCCUGUGGUAGGUCAAGAGACAAGGCCCAUGAGCUAGCCUCAGAGAUUUGGCUAGCAGUCAUCAACAAUCUUGAAGAAAAUAAGCACAUGUUUUUGCUGUUAAAACGCUUUGCACAAGAAGGAGAUCUUUUUCUUCCGUUUCCCUACUCAAGAUCUUAUAAGGUGUUGUGGAGGGUGUUCGAGAAGCUGUUCACCGACUUCCGUGAUUGUUUGAGCCGUGCCGAUUUCUAUGAUGUGUUGGCCUGCGCCAAGUCUAUGUUCCAGCCAGUCCCAUCCACUUGGCUGGGAUACUAGCUCUGUAUGUAUUUGUUAGUUGAGUGACUGCUCCUGUAAUUGUUCUUAGAUUGUUCCAGUAAUUGUCUUAGAUUGUGCCAAUACCCCCUCAGCCCUAGACCAACUCUGACAACAAGUAUAUGUUCCUUUGGAUAAAGUAGUGACAUAUAACUUGAUUGUUUGCAGAUUCAUACAUCACAAUUACAUGCACAACU
This is a messenger RNA of Musa acuminata AAA Group (dessert banana), 1439 nucleotides long. RefSeq lists its product as uncharacterized. Gene Ontology annotation, molecular function: protein binding. The record is from RefSeq and is a predicted model, not a curated record. The transcript is spliced from 4 exons. Bases 658 to 1245 code for a protein of 195 amino acids. Lineage: Eukaryota; Viridiplantae; Streptophyta; Magnoliopsida; Zingiberales; Musaceae.